Nerophis lumbriciformis (worm pipefish) is the source of this 4688-nucleotide messenger RNA. It is a transcript of the gene mtmr9, whose product is annotated as myotubularin related protein 9. The record is from RefSeq and is a predicted model, not a curated record. NCBI's taxonomy places the organism in Eukaryota, Metazoa, Chordata, Actinopteri, Syngnathiformes, Syngnathidae. Gene Ontology annotation, biological process: negative regulation of autophagy; phosphatidylinositol dephosphorylation. Gene Ontology annotation, cellular component: cytoplasm. Gene Ontology annotation, molecular function: protein phosphatase binding.
ACACAAACUUGAGUUCCGCAUCUUUAGUUCCUCCUAACAUGGUUUUCCAGUCGGUGUGUUUUUGAAGACGCACUAGGCUCGUUCGAGCAAACAAACAAAACCGGCCAGGUGUCAUUAUGGAGUUUGCAGAGCUGAUCAAGACGCCCAGAGUGGAUGGCGUGGUCCUUCAUAGGCCUUUUAUGCCCACCGUGGAGGGCACUUUAUGCCUGACGGGACAUCACCUCAUUCUGUCCUCCAGGCAGGACAAUACAGAAGAGCUGUGGUUACUUCAUGCCAAUAUUGACUCCAUAGAGAAAAGGUUUAUUGGCUCCCUGGGCAGGAUCAUUGUAAAGUGUAAAGACCUGAGAGUGAUCCAGCUGGACAUUCCUGGUUUGGAGGAGUGCCUCAACAUCGUCAGUUCCACUGAGGCUCUGUCCACGCUGGAUUCUGUGUCCCUGAUGUACCCUUUCUUCUACCGGCCCAUGUUUGAGGUCAUAGACGAUGGAUGGUAUUGUUUUAGACCUCAAGAUGCCUUUAAAGACCUUGAGUCUAUGACGGAUGAAUGGAGGCUGAGUGAAGUCAACAAGGACUUUAGUGUGUGCCCCUCCUACCCUCCCCUUGUUGCCGUGCCCAAGGGUAUCGAUGAUGACGCCCUGAGGAAAAUAGCAACGUUUCGUUACACCGGCCGCUUCCCCGUGCUCAGCUAUUACCACAAGAAGAAUGGCAUGGUGAUGAUGCGAGCAUCUCAGCCUCUAACGGGCACUAACGGGCGGCGGUGCAAGGAAGAUGAGAAGCUUAUCAACGCCACCCUGAGACCUGGGAAACGUGGCUACGUUAUAGACACCCGUGCCAUCAACUUGGCCCAGCAGGCCAAAGCUAAAGGUGGAGGCUUUGAGUCUGAGGCAAAUUACCCCCAGUGGAGGAGGAUCCAUAAGGCCAUUGAGAGAUCCAACGUGCUGCAGGAGAGCCUCAUCAAGCUAGUGGAGGCGUGCAACGACCAGUCCCACAACAUGGACCGCUGGCUCAGUAAGCUGGAGGCGUCCAGCUGGUUGGCCCACAUCAAGGAGAUCCUGACCACGGCCUGCUUGGCGGCCCAGUGCAUCGAUAGGGAGGGAGCGUCUGUACUUGUCCACGGAACAGAAGGCACAGACUCUACACUGCAGGUCACCUCCUUGGCUCAGAUCAUUCUGGAUCCAGCCUGCAGGACGAUCAGAGGCUUCCAAGGCCUGGUGGAGCGUGAGUGGCUCCAGGCGGGUCACCCGUUCCAGCAACGUUGUGCCCAGUCGGCCUAUUCGAGUGGCAAACUUCGCCAGGAGGCUCCCGUCUUCCUCCUCUUCUUGGACUGCGUGUGGCAGAUCCUCCGGCAGUUUCCGUGCUCCUUUGAGUUCGGCGAGAGCUUCCUGGUGUUGCUUUUUGAGCACGCCUACGCUUCGCAGUUUGGUACUUUUCUGGGCAACAGUGCUGCGGAGAGGUCGAAACUGUCGGUGCCUGAGAAGACGGUUUCCCUGUGGUCAUGGGUGAACCGGCCCCAGGAGCUUGAGCGCCUUACCAACCCGCUCUAUGAGGCCAACAGCCUUGUCAUCUGGCCCUCAGUGGCCCCUCAGAGUCUGCUGCUGUGGGAGGGAGUCUUUCUCCGCUGGAACCGCUCGUCUAAGUGUUUGGACGAGGCCUACGAGGAAAUGGUGCACAUCAUCGAGUACAACAAGGAGCUGCAGAACCGAGUCAACCUCCUACGCAGGCAGCUGGCCCAGCUGGAAACUGAAGAUCCUCUGCUGCAAACACCCUAGAACCAGUACAAAGGAGGCGAAAAAGGUAGAAAACAGAUCUGCAGACUCGUUUGAUUGAUUUCAAAUACGUGGGAUUGAAUUGUUUUAUGUUUACAUCACAUAGUUGCACAUGCCUGAAGCUUUUGUUCUCUAAAUACACUGUGGACACACAUAUUAUUAGACACUUCUUAAUCAACUUUUCUCCACUAUAGGUAGGUGUACAAAUACUCUUGCCCAUAUGACAUACACAUCUUUUGUCUUGUAUCCCACCGAAUGUAUACGCAGCUAAAGCGCCGCACAGGUAACUAUGGCAACAAAUAAGAAGAGCGCCGUAAGGCAGCACGUGGCUUCCCUGCACGUUGCUGUGGCACCAUGAGCGUAGGCGGAACUGACCAGUUGUACUGGUUAUUAGAAUAUUUAUCACAAGCACUACUUCGCUUUGCAGUAAGUUGAAACCGGGCAGCGUUAUGCGCCUUGCAAGUAAUAUCCAAUACAUGAGCUGUCAUCCUCUGCUCAGUUUUUGUAUUACUUUUGACAAGGUGUUUAUUAUUAGAGAUACAAGAUACAUAGCUUUUGUAUUGGAUCACAUUGUUUACUUUAAAGUGUAUGGUGAGCGUACAAUACUAAUGCAUUAGUGCAUUAUUUAAUUAAUUUGUGCAUUAGUGCAUACAUUUUCAGAAAACACAAAAAACUUCACCAAAAGUGUAACAUAUGACAUUCAUUGAUCAUUUCACUCAAAAAGGAUGUAACAAAGUAUGGCUUUUGGCAUAGUAUUAACACUGUGUGUAAAUUAUGUAACUUAAGAGAAAUAAAUGAUUUCGGCAAUUUUUUUAAAUGCCUUUGUGACUUAAAGGGGAGCUGUGUUUUUUUUUUUUUUUUUUGUGUAACAUUAACAAUCAUUACGAAAGACAUGAAGACGCAUGUAUUUUUUUUUUUAUGCACUCAAAAUAGUAAAUAAAAGUCUGCUUUCAUUUACUCCAUUUACAUUUCGUAACUUGAAUAUUUACCAAGUAUUAGUGAUAUUGUUAUUAUAAGCCCGAACGCAGACAAACUAUAGCGGCGCCGUAAUCACAAGCUUGUGUGCCAAUGUUGAUCGACUGAUGAGCUGCUUCCUCGUUUCCCUGCUCGUCAAACUUUAUUUUAGAUCAUUAAUACCUUGAUAGUAGUAGGACGAGGACGUAUUCCGACAAGUUGGUACACUUUGACAGCCAAUUUAAACCUGGUAAAAGACGCUUGGUUCCACCCCCCUUUUCUCACUAGGUUUAUGAGUCAUUAUUUUAUAUCUAAAUGGGAAUAUAUGAACAUCCUAAUGACAGCAGACCUUUUACAGUAAGUGAUGAUUUAAUAUGUUUGUUCACUCCCAUACAGUCUGGAGUGAGCAGUAUUCAGGGAUGUAGUUAAAAAAAAAAGCGAACAUCGUGAUGGGUUUGUUAAAUUAAUGUGCCGCGUAUGCUAAAAAUAAGAAAAAUACGUAAAUAUUACAGUACUUUACAUAUGUACUUACAGCAUGUACUGUAUAUAAAGCCUCAAUGGAGGUGCUUGGAUGUUUUUAAAGGCUUUAUAGACAGAAUAGCGCGGCGCCCAUAGACUCCAUUGUAAGCGGACUUUUGAUUGCAUUUAUUUGCUAUUUUGAAUGCAUUAAAAAAAAACAUCCGUCGUCAUGUCUUUCAUAAUGACUGUGAACGAUAGACAAAAUUCCCCCAAAAAGUGCAGUUCCCCUUUAAGCAAGAUAUGGCAACACUUUAUUUUGAAGGUGUCUACAUAAGUCACAAAAGCCUUUCAUACACCAUAAUCAUGAGCAAUAAUGUUGCUUCAAAGUGGCAUUAAUGUUAAUGACACAUCCCAUGUCAUGGCUAUGACAAGCUUGUGUGACUCUUAUGUAGACACCUUCAAAAUAAAGGGUUACCUUGCUAAGUCACAUGCAGUGUCAUUGAUGUUCAGAACUCAUCCCAUGUCAUGGCUAUGACAGGCUUGUGUGACUCUUAUGUAGACACCUUUAAAAAUAAAGUGUUACCUUGCUUAUUAAAGGUAUGUUAAAAAAUUGCCAAAGUCUUUCUUUAUUUCAUAGGCCAUAAUGUUAAAGGGGUCAAAUCAUGAGCAUGUAGGCGAUUUCACCAUAGGUGGCCAGCGUAAUGAGGAGAUGAUUUAGGCCAAAAAACCCAAACAAUUGCCAUGGGUACAAAGCCCACCAAAAAGUCUUAAUAGCAUUUUAUUAUCAUAUUAAAACAAUGAGUGAAUGUGAGUGUGAAUGUUGUCUGUCUAUCUGUGUUGGCCCUGCGAUGAGGUGGUGACUUGUCCAGGGUGUACCCGAAUGCAGCUGGGAUAGACUCCAGCACCCCCGCAACCCCCUAACGGGACAAGCGGUAGAAAAUGGGAUGGGAUUAAAACAAUACACUUUGUUUUUGUUGCAACAUACUAUACUGUUUCUCAAUCAAAAGUAAUCUGUGUGUUAAGAAACUGAAGUUAUUUCAUGUUAGCAUGAAUACAGUGCAGCUCAUCUCUCGUUUUUUUGCAGAAUGCGUACAGUAACUGAUCAUUUCAUUUAGCCUUAAAUAGAUUUAUGUUGCUUAUGGCUGUCUGUAGCUAUGCCAACAACAACAAACACUUAAAUAUUGUUGUCUCACUUAUUCCAACCACUACUUUAAACUGCUUUAUAUUGUACAUUUGAAGAGUUCCUGCAUGCACAAAAUGUUUACAUUAUGCCAAAUUUCUAGUUGAAUUAUAUUAUUAUACAGUGUAAUUAUGCAUCAUGUCCUCUAAUAAAACUCUGUGAUGUGAUCGCAACAGUGGAGAAAUAUUAUUGUACUUUAGUGUCGAAAUAUCUUUCCACAUGACAGUAGCGGGGGUCACAAUUCACCAAGGACCACUGCCCGAAAUAUUGUGCUAUGUGUGUUGAUGAUGUGUCAGUGGAAUAAAUAGGCGAGCAUCAGCUGCCUCCAAGCA